Messenger RNA from Necator americanus (New World hookworm), 1710 nucleotides. RefSeq lists its product as uncharacterized. Gene Ontology annotation, cellular component: cytosol; mitochondrion. Bases 1 to 1710 code for a protein of 569 amino acids. Gene Ontology annotation, molecular function: ATP binding; glucokinase activity; fructokinase activity. The record is from RefSeq and is a predicted model, not a curated record. NCBI's taxonomy places the organism in Eukaryota, Metazoa, Nematoda, Chromadorea, Rhabditida, Ancylostomatidae. Gene Ontology annotation, biological process: glycolytic process; carbohydrate phosphorylation; intracellular glucose homeostasis. The transcript is spliced from 15 exons.
AUGUUGGGUGCACUGGAAUUAGCCUGCUCAUUCAGAGCUUGGCACCGCCGUUUUACGCACCACCCAGAAGACCAUGAGAAACGCAGCAUCAAAAGAGACAUUAAGAAGGUUGCUGGCAAAGCACAGCUCGGCGACAAGGAGUACUUCUCCUUGGAGUCUGUUAUGGCCGAAUUCAAGUUAUCGAACAAUACUUUACGAAGAAUGAUGACACAUAUGAAUGACAACAUGGAUCGGGGUCUGGAGGGAGGUCUGGAGGAAUCAACUAUUGCUAUGCUGCCUUCCUUUGUACCAGAGCUUCCAGACGGAACUGAACGAGGUAAAUACGUAGCCAUGGAUCUCGGUGGGACUAACUUACGAGUGAUGAUCAUGGAAAUUGAGCCAGGUGAGAACAUGCGAACAAAGCAGUUCAACACGAGGAUGCCAAAUGCUGCCAUGCAUGGUUCCGGUGAACAGUUGUUUGACUACAUCGCCAAAGCGCUGGCUGACUUUCUCAUUGAGAAAGACGUAGCAAAUGACAACUUGCCUGUUGGCUUCACGUUUUCUUAUCCUUGUGACCAGACAAGUCUAAGGAGCGCCACGUUGUUGAGGUGGACCAAGGGCGUCACUGCAACGGGAGUCGUUGGAAAAGACGUUGUGAAGUUGCUCGAAGAAGCCAUCGAAAGGGACGGCAGAAUCCAAGUGGAGAUAGUGGCGCUUAUCAACGAUACUGUAGGAACUAUGGUGGCGGCAGCGUACGAAGCAAAUCAUUGUGAUCUUGGAGUAAUUAUCGGAACUGGAACGAAUGCGUCAUAUAUGGAGGACGCAAAAGCCAUAAUCCAUGGUCUAGCCAAUGCUACUGAAGAUUACCCCCACAAACAGAUGAUUAUUGAUACUGAGUGGGGAGGGUUUGGUGACCGUGGAGAAGCUGAAUAUAUUUUCACUCAAUAUGACAAAAUCAUCGACGAACGAUCUGAUCAUCCAGGAGUGAACUCGCUUGAUAAGCUGGUUGCCGGUAUGUGUAUGGGCGAAGUUGUGCGUCUGGUACUCGAUAAACUUUGUACGCAUAAGGUACUUUUUAACGGAAAUGGUUCAAAAAUUCUGUCCACCAUUGGUUCCUUCCCUACAAAGUAUAUUUCUGAAAUUCUGCAUGACGAUUGUGGAUCGUACUCCAAUACGAGACAGAUUAUGGAUGAAUUGGCGAUUGAAGACUACAGCUUUUCCGACAUGCUUCUGUUCCGAGAGGUCUGCCUGGUUGUGUCGCGAAGGAGUGCAAACCUCAGUGCAGCAGCUAUCGCUUGUGUUCUGAACCGAGUGCGACAACCGAGGAUGAUUGUUGCCAUUGACGGUAGCACUUACAAAUACCAUCCGUUUUUCGACCAUUGGGUUACCGACAAGGUGAAAGAACUGAUCGAUCCUGGACUUGAGUUCAAAAUCGUCCAAACGGGAGAUGGAAGCGGUAAAGGAGCAGCUUUGAUCGCGGCCAUCGUAACUCGAGUGAAAAGAGCGGAGGAAAAAAGAAAGAAGGACGAAGCAGCACGCCUUUUGAGAGAAGCAGAAGAGGAAAGGAAGAGGAAACAAGCGGAGGAGGAGAGACUACGAGCUGAGGCUGAGGAACGGGAACGGGAGAAGAAGGCUGAAGAGGAACGCUCACGAAAAAUGACCGAAUUGUUCUCAUAUGGCGAGGACCGAGUUAAGGAGGAACAAAACCAGUAUAUUACCUUAGAAGACUGA